CUACUACCUAAAGCUUCCUUUCUUCACUAAAAUUAAUUAAUAGUGAACAUGUGGCAUUCAGCUACUGCGCAUGCUCAACUUCUUAUUCUGGGUGGACUUUUAAUCGAGUGAAAAUACCACUUCGAAGCAAAAGAGGGGAUGGGCGUUUAUUCAUUUUCGCGAAGGUAAUUGUACUUGUGGUAAGGGGAACUCUCUGGGAAACUCCCUGGUGCUUUUCAUGAAAUACCGUAGAUCUACUUGUGGUACAUGGUAGGGGGAACACUCAGGGAAACACCCUUGCCACUCUCAGCAUAAAUACACUGCAUCAGAACCUACAUGAACACAACUGUUUCUCUACAACUAAGAAUCAAGUGAAACAUUAAAAAAGUAGACAUGAGAGGCUACUUCAGCUACAUUAUUGUGCUGGCAGUCAUCACGACCUUGCAGUCAGCAAAAGCUGUUACAUUCAAUGCUAGGAAUCUGAGGUUGAAGCAGUCUCCACCAGGACCUACACUAAUGAUUAAGCCUGGACGAAAGACAAAAAUGACAUUGCAAGUCUCUUCAAACGAGCCUCAAUUCGAAGUAUUUCGCUUGGCAGUUCGUCUUGGAUCAACUCAAAUCCAGAGAAAUAAAAAAAACCGUAAUAUCACAGUAAUCUACAACAGCUGCACAGACAGCGACGAUCCCCAAUGGAGCUGCAAAGAAGUCCGAAUCACUCUUAGACAGAGAAUAAAAGAACUAGGCUUUCAGCAAAUGUCAUUUGACUUAUACAACACAACUGAGUCCCUCCACAAUCUCACCGUGAUUGGCCUUUUUUCUGCUCGAGAGUCACCAACACGUCUCAGCACCACAAUUAUGGCAACCCCAAGUGAGGACACUACCAGCACCACCUCUGAACAGCCUGGAAGCACCGAAUCACUCAGAUUCUUAGGUCCUGUCACUGCAUUGUCGCUGGUGAUCGUGGUCUUAGUCGUUCUCGUUUUAGUCCUGUUAUGUGUGUGUUAUCAAAACUCAAGAACGAUCAAAUCUCUAAAACAAGGAGAAUCCUAACAAGCGGUUAUCGAUAUGGUUGGAUUGCCUACAUCGGAAUAAGCGACUGGAGAACCCCUUCAAUACAUAACAAUGUUGAACAACAGUGAGACUGAGAUCAAUAUCAGGGACCGAAUUUCAAUUGAGAACAGAACGAAGCCCACAAGCAGUGAAGCGAAGUGUUGCUAUGUACGUCAUCCCUGAGGCUCAAUUUAAACUGAUUAACUAUAGCCUAAGUAUAUAGCUAUGUCUGUUACUCUGACAUAUAUACGCGGAACACACUUCCUUGUUUUGUUUACAAGCAUAACAUAAUUAUUGUUGAUUGAUGAAUGGCUAAACUAAUUAGUCGAAUAGAAACUUCAAAUGAACAGACUUUGCUUGG
Messenger RNA from Halichondria panicea, 1390 nucleotides. RefSeq lists its product as uncharacterized. Bases 373 to 1029 code for a protein of 218 amino acids. Lineage: Eukaryota; Metazoa; Porifera; Demospongiae; Suberitida; Halichondriidae. The record is from RefSeq and is a predicted model, not a curated record. The transcript is spliced from 5 exons.